CACUACCAGACACAACCCAUGGACGGACAGGUAGGGAUUUUUGGAAGAAAGCAGCUGGUUUAUUUUUUUUCUAAUCCUGGACAACCCCUUUUAAGUGCCAAACCACAAACGGAAUACUUUAGAUGCUGAUGUGGCAGCUAUUAGACUUUAAAGUGCAGCUUUGGUGGUGACUAUAGUACUGGACAAAGCCAAUUAUUUUUUUUUUUUUGCAUAGCCCCUCCAUGUUUUGUGUAGUUUUCAUAGUUUUAAUGCCUGCUUGUUUCUAGCCUCGGGCCUGAGAAGUUGGUCUCCUUGCCUUAUCACGGCGGGGGCUGCCCUUCUGGCAGUGGGCGGGUUAAUGAUUGCUGAGGUGUACCUCUUCCGUGGCUCAGACGCUGCCUCUGCCCGCUCACAUCAUGCUUUGUCUUGCUGUUCUCCUCCUGUCUCUCUUAUGCCCACGCUUGGCACAGAAGUCUGAGCCACUGAGCGGGCACAGCUUGGAGCCUCUAUUCCGGGGGGCAGAUCGCUAUGACUUUGCUAUUGUGUUGGGUCCUGCAGGUACCGAAUGCUUCUGGCACUAUGCACAUCAGAAUGGCUUCUUCUACUUUGGGUACGAGGUUCAAUGGACGUCUGGCAUCAUGAAGAGCAGACAAGUCUCUGCCUCAGUCCAUGAUCCUAAAGAAUUUCUCAUUGAGACUUCCAAGGACAUGCGUGGGCAAAUCAACUUCCAGACCAAGGAGACAGGGUUUUAUCAGCUCUGCAUAAAUAACUGGCAGAACAGCUUUGGCUCGGUCCAGGUGUACCUCAACUUUGGGGUGUUGUAUGACGGAGAAGGACCCGAGCAUGUUGAGGACCACAAGCAGAAGCUAAAUGACACUCUGAUAACCAUCGAGCAAAGCGCUCAGAUCGUACAAGGUCGUGUUCUUCACAUGUGGCGAUACUACAACUUUGCUCGCAUGAGGAAGGGCUCCGACUACUACAGGCUCAUGUCCAACUAUCAGUACGUGAACUGGUGGUCAGCGGGGACCAGCGUCCUUAUCGUGGUCUCAGGCGUCCUGCAGCUGCAUUUCCUGAAACGUCUAUUCAAUGUCAAGCCAACCACUGAGGGUCAGAAGCCCCGCUGCUGAGGGGUCCACUGCGGGGGGCAGACUGCUGCAUCUCAGAACUCCACCUGGACAUUCACACUAAUGGUGGGAUCGAGACUCCUUGGCCUCCAAACCCCUAUUAUAAAUUAGAAAAAAAAAAACGCAUCUUCCUGGUGCCGCUCUCAAUACAAACUUAUGGUAUGAAAUCUGUACUAGUUUAACCAAAUGGCUGCAUUCACAGCUGUGCUGGCUUCCGAGCGUAAUCUCCCAGUACUCCCUGCUAGCUCGCUGUCUAGAAAA
Bufo gargarizans (Asiatic toad) is the source of this 1364-nucleotide messenger RNA. RefSeq names its product transmembrane p24 trafficking protein 6 (gene TMED6). Gene Ontology annotation, biological process: Golgi organization; endoplasmic reticulum to Golgi vesicle-mediated transport; intracellular protein transport. NCBI's taxonomy places the organism in Eukaryota, Metazoa, Chordata, Amphibia, Anura, Bufonidae. The transcript is spliced from 4 exons. Gene Ontology annotation, cellular component: COPII-coated ER to Golgi transport vesicle; Golgi apparatus; endoplasmic reticulum. Bases 396 to 1106 code for a protein of 236 amino acids. The record is from RefSeq and is a predicted model, not a curated record.